This is a messenger RNA of Suillus paluster, 477 nucleotides long. RefSeq lists its product as uncharacterized. Lineage: Eukaryota; Fungi; Basidiomycota; Agaricomycetes; Boletales; Suillaceae. The coding region runs from base 185 to 469 and encodes 94 amino acids. The transcript has 3 exons. The record is from RefSeq and is a predicted model, not a curated record.
AGAUUCUUCGAUUAUUUGGGGGUCCCAAACUAUGGACCGUGGUCGCCGUUCAUGAUGUUCUGUUUAGAUCACAAAUAAUCUCCACAGCCUCAAUACUGGGUAUAAAAUCAGUCAUCUUGCUCACUCUAUUCUUCAGUCGUUCUUUACCCUCGACUUCAACUGUUUAACUCCCCCCCUGUUCAUUAUGCAGUUCGCUCUCUUCGCAUCCCUCGCUAUUCUCUACAGCACUGCUCUCGCUGCCCCUUCUGAGCGCCGUGAUGAUGACUCGCUCAUCGAUGUCCUCGUCGGCCUGACCAAUGUCUUGAACGGUGCGGAUGUCAACGUUCUCAGUCAACACAAGCGGGGCGACCCGGAUAGUUUGGUCGGCGUCGGCGUUUUGCUCACGAAUGUUUUGAAUGGCCUUGAUGUCAAUGUUCUCAGCCAGCGUGAUGCCUUGUCCGAUGUCGAAGCCGGCAUGUACCAUCCAUAAAAUAUUUU